This is a messenger RNA of Brassica oleracea var. oleracea, 600 nucleotides long. RefSeq lists its product as uncharacterized. Lineage: Eukaryota; Viridiplantae; Streptophyta; Magnoliopsida; Brassicales; Brassicaceae. The record is from RefSeq and is a predicted model, not a curated record. The coding region runs from base 1 to 600 and encodes 199 amino acids. The transcript has a single exon.
AUGGCGAAUAUCGAGAAACUUCAGUUUCCGGCUCUCGAAAUAACUGGAGCAAAUUACACGGCAUGGAUCACAAAUAUGGAGCUUCAUCUAGAUUCAGAGAAAAUCCUCGAUAUAAUAAAAGAAGGAAAUAAAUCAGCUUCUCAUGAAAAGGCUAAAGCCGUAAUAUUUCUGGGAAAACACCUAGAUGAAAACCUUACGCAUGACUAUGCAAGGAUAAACUAUGCAAGGAUAAAAGAUCCUCUAGAUCUUUGGAAAGCUCUAAAAGAGAGGUUCGAUAGCCAGAAGAAAAUAACUAUUCCCCAUGCACUCGAUGAGUGGGCAAACCUACGGUUUCGAGAUUUUGAAAAGGUGGAAACGUACAAUUCUGCUAUAUUGAGAAUAGCAGCGCAAUUAGAAUAUUGCGGUAAGCCUGUGAUGGAAGCAGAAAUGCUUGAGAAAACUUACCAAACAUUCCACAAAAAUCAUUAUGUUCUACAAGAACAAUACAUAAACCGCGAGUAUACAAGGUUCUCUGAACUCGCUGUGGCGGAGAAAAAUAAUGAACUCUUUAUUAAAACCACAAUACCCGACCCACGGGAACCAAAGCAUUUCCUGAGGUGA